This is a messenger RNA of Mya arenaria, 13192 nucleotides long. RefSeq names its product DNA repair protein REV1-like. Gene Ontology annotation, biological process: error-prone translesion synthesis; error-free translesion synthesis. Gene Ontology annotation, molecular function: DNA-directed DNA polymerase activity; damaged DNA binding; deoxycytidyl transferase activity. Bases 69 to 4652 code for a protein of 1527 amino acids. The record is from RefSeq and is a predicted model, not a curated record. The transcript has 21 exons. Lineage: Eukaryota; Metazoa; Mollusca; Bivalvia; Myida; Myidae. Gene Ontology annotation, cellular component: nucleus.
UCCCCGAUAUGUUGAUUUAUUUUUUAAUUGAAUGUCUAUGACCCUAAGGAGUAAGUCAAUUGGAUGUGAUGAGCAGACGAGGUGGAGGCCGUAGGGAAAGAGGGGACGAUGGCUGGGAAGGAUGGGGAGGCUAUAUGAAUGCAAAGCGCCAGAAGCUGCAGGAUCAGUAUGUUGUAUCAGCCCCAGACCAAAAGGAAGGCACAGAACGGCCCAAUAUCUUUGCCGGAGUGGCUGUAUAUGUCAAUGGAUACACAAAACCAUCGUCAGACGAGCUGAAGCGACUCAUAAUAUUGCAUGGAGGGAGGUACGAGCAUUACCUGUAUCGUACACGUGUCACCCAUGUUAUCGCCACAAAUCUCCCCGACAGCAAAGUAAAGGAUUUGAAGGGGCUAAAGGUUGUUAGGCCUGAGUGGAUUACUGAUAGCAUUGCAGCGGGAAAGUUGCUCUCCUUCACAAGGUACCAACUCUACACUGCACAGUCUGGCUUGCAGAAAGGUUUACAGACAAUUACUGUUCAACAGCAGGAUAAUCAGGCAACAAAUGUAAACCAGUCUCUGGAAAUGAAUAAUUCUAAGAUUGGGGAUAAAAGAAGUUUGAUGGAAAAAAAGACAUCUUCAAUUGAUAGCGGAAUUGAAUCAUAUGAUUGUGUUACGUCAGUUGACAGUAUUCAAAGUCUUGGGAGUAGUAAGUCAACAGAUAGUGGAAUUAGUCAAAUGUCAGACUCCAGGUCAAAUAGCAAUAAUAAAGCAAAAGAAACUGUUAAAUCACCACCUCAGAAUUUAAGGUCAAACAGCACAAAUGUGCCAAAACAGACUGUUAAGUCACCAGCCUUUGCUGGUAAUCCAAAAUUUCUGAAUGAGUAUUACAGUAAUUCUCGUCUUCAUUAUCUUUCCACAUGGAAGUCAGAAUUCAAAGAUUAUGUGAAUGAAAUUCAAAACAAAGAGGCCAAUCUCCUUGGUAGAGAGAAGCUUAGAAAUUUUGUACAGUCAAGGGAGAUAACUGCUGGUGAAGAUUACUCAAGGGAGACAACAAGAGAAUACUUGUCAGCCUGGAAGAGAGGAAAGCGGGAGAGAUGUGUGAUGCACAUAGACAUGGACUGUUUCUUUGUUUCUGUGGGGCUUAGAAAGAGACCAGAUUUGAAAGGAAAGCCAGUUGCAGUAACUCACUCUAGAGGAAAAGGGGCCAGUGUUGACCCCGAGUCUGAUCUUGGCUUCGAGAAACGUGAGUGGGCAAAAAAGGGCAAGGGAGGAAAAUCAGUGCAAAAGGACAACUCUUCACAUAGGGACUCUUUAAUUAGAGUUUCAGGUGAGCUUGGAUUUCCCGAUCUGUCUGACUCAGACUCCAAUGAGGAAGAAGUGGAACCAGACUUUGCCAUGGCAACAGACACCUUCCAUUCCAUGGCGGAGAUAGCAUCUUGUAGUUACGAAGCACGACAGGCUGGGGUGAAGAAUGGAAUGUUCAUGGGAAAGGCACGCCAGCUCUGUCCAAACCUUAUGACCAUUCCUUACGAUUUUGUUGGCUACAACCAAGUGUCUAGGAUUCUCUACGAUACUGUUGCUAGCUACACACAUGAUAUUGAGGCUGUGAGCUGUGACGAGAUGUUGGUGGAUUGUACAGACCUUCUGGCUGACACCGGUGCCACACCACUUGAGUUUGCCUCAAUGUUGAGAGAUGAAAUAUUUGAGAAAACAGGCUGCCAUGCUUCUGCUGGGCUCGCCUCCAACAUUCUGCUUGCUAAAAUGGCCACAAGAAAGGCCAAACCCAAUGGUCAGUUUCACCUGACAGUGGACCUGGUGUCAGCAUACAUAAAAUCACAGUCUGUCAAGGAUAUACCUGGCAUAGGUUGGUCACUAACUAAAAGAUUUGAGGCAAUGAAAGUUACAACAUGUGGGGAUCUUCAGAGAUUGAGUCUGGAUACUCUUCAAAAGGAGUUGGGUCCCAAAACUGGCCAAUCACUGUACAGAUACUGCAGAGGUCAGGAUGAUCGACCAAUCAAAAUUGAACAGCAGAGAAAAUCGGUAUCAGCUGAGGUCAACUAUGGAAUACGAUUCACUACAAAUCGAGAGGCCGACCAGUUUUUGCAAGAGCUCUCAGAAGAAGUGUGUCGAAGACUAACCUCGAUCCACAUGAAGGGGAAAACCAUUACGUUGAAGCUAAUGGUUCGCAGACAGGAUGCACCUAAACAAACCUCCAAGUUCAUGGGUCAUGGGAUAUGUAAUAACUUCUCCAAAUCUGUCACGUUGCCGAUGGCGACGGAUGAGGCUCGUAUUGUGGGAAGGGAGACAAUUUUGCUUCUGAAACAACACAAAGUUGCACCUGACGACCUUAGAGGGAUUGGCAUACAGAUCCAAAAGCUAGAACCAGCCACUAUUGGAUUAGCCGGCAAGUCUUCUAGAUCAACCAGUAUUCUUAACUUCACCGUCAACAGAUCAGUCCAGGCAGAUAAACCAUCUCCUUUGAUCUCACAUAAAUCCCCAGAGAAAGUUUUUCCUUCUGGUUUGGCUAGAUCUUCUAUUGGAGGAGGAAAAACAAGCAUGAACGCUUCAUCGUCAGGAUUAGCUACAUCUCCUAUAAAUAGAAAUGCAAGCACAAGCCCUUCAGCAUCAGGAUUAGCUAGAUCUCCUAUAAACAGAAACACAAACACAAGCCCUUCAGCCUCAGGAUUAGCUAGAUCUCCUAUAAAUAGAAACCCAAGCACUUCAGCCUCAGGAUUAGCUAGAUCUCCUAUAAAUAGAAACGCAAGCACUUCAGCAUCAGGAUUAGCUAGAACACCUUCGUCAGGACUAGCUAAAUCACCCAUAAAAAGAAGCACAAGCACUUCAUCAUCAGGAUUGGCUAAAUCACCUUUAAAUAGAAACACAAGCGCUUCAUCAUCAGGAUUGGCUAAAUCACCUUUAAAUAGAAACACAAGCGCUUCAUCAUCAGGAUUGGCUAAAUCACCUAUAAAUAGAAACACAAGCGCUUCAUCAUCAGGAUUGGCUAAAUCACCUAUAAAUAGAAACACAAGCGCUUCAUCAUCAGGAUUAGCUAGAUCUCUUAUAAAUAGAAACACAAGCAGUGAUAGGUCGUAUGUUAGUCCAAGGGUACCUGUACAGUUAAAACAUUUAGAUAAAGAUAUUGGAGGAAUUUCAGACACUGUUAUUGAUAUAACAAAUGACGAUGAUGAGGUUUUAUAUGUUGAAAACUUUGGAGAUCUGGCCAGGAGUGGUGGUGAGGCUGAAGGUAACAAGGAGAAUCUUUCAACGCAUGAAGAAAUUGAGCUACCCCAGUCUCAAGGAUUUGCAUGGAUGCCCCAAGAACAAAGAAACACCAUACUAGAUGAUAUUGGGCAACGACAAAAAAUCAGCAAUGAGUUACCUCCCCUCCCAUGUUUGCCAGAGAUUCUCUCCCCUGAAUCUGGCUCAAAACAGGCAAGGGCGGUAACUCCCAGUUCUGGCAGAAUAAGACAGGCGGAUGAUGUGGAUUACUUCCCCUCACCCUCCCAGGUGGACAUCGAUGUGCUCAGUGAGUUGCCAGAGGAUAUAAGACUUCAGAUUGAGCAAGAAAUGGCAAAUAGGCAGAAGAAGAAGCUUGAAAAAAGAACAUUACGUAGUUCACAAAGUCAAGAGUCAGAGGCUACUUUUCAGCAAAUUGAAAUGGGAGAAAACUCUGGAACCAGGGGAAGUAAUUCUGGUGAAAGGAGGGGAAAUUCAGCUACUAUCAGGGGAGAUAAUGCUAGUCCGAAUGGAGCUAGUAGUUCUGUUGAGAUUAGGGGAGACAACUUGGGACAAAGAGGGAGGUCACAUUCAGGGGAUGCUAUUGUAGCGCUGCCCUCACCAUCACAGCUGGAUCCUACAUGCCUAGAGGCCCUGCCAGAAUUUCUACAAGCAGAAUUAAAGGAAGCAUAUUCCAGACAGGCUACAAAUGGCAGAUCCAGUGCAAGGGGAGGCAACUUCCUCAAUCUUAGACAGGCUUCACCUACCACUUCCCCAAAUAAGAGGUCUCCCAGCAAGAGAUCUCCAGGGAAGCGGAGUCCCCAGUUUAAGGUCCCCAGGGGUCGACCAGGGGGACGCGGUAGACCAAGAGGCAGCACAUCAAAGAAAACGCUGUUUAAGGGCAGCGCUAGAAAUGUACAGAAAGAAGAUGUCUCCAAAAGCAACAGAGAACACCAACAGUGCAGUACAUCCAACCUGCCUGCCUUAGAGUUUGUAGACACACAUCACUAUGUGGACCUUAUAGAUGACGGUCCGUCAACUAGCAAAGAAAUUGCUAUUGAUAAAAGCUAUCAAAAUAUGGCUGUGCAAGAUACAAGAGAAACAAGUUCUUUAAGUAAUGCAUCAUCAGAGAAAGUAGCUGGAACUCAGGAAGAAACUAAGGCAGUCAACUUGUGUGGGGCCGUGACAAUAGCGGAUGUUAGAUUACUUUUGAAGGAGUGGAUAGAUUCCACCCCAAAUCCACAGUGUGAGGAUGAAACAGUACUGGCCAGUUAUUUGCAUGAUCUUAUACUGGAAAGAAACCUGGAACAGGUCGAUUUGGUGCUCAAAUACAUGCUAAGGAACAUCCGGAAACUUGAGAGCCCAGACUGGAUGUCGUCUUUGAGAAGAAUUCUUCAUCAAACACAGGCCCUGACCAUACAGAUGUAUGGAAGCAGACUGGUUUCCAUUGUGGUGUGAUCAAUUCAAGACUGGUUUGUCAUUCUCUAUGUCAGACUGCUUUAUCAUUAGAUGUGAUAUGAUUGGUUACAGACUGGUUUCAAUUGUGGUGUGAUCAAUUCAGGACUGGUUUGUCAUUUAAUGUCAGAAUGUUUGGUCAUGUGAUGUGAUGUGAUUGGUUACAGACUGGUUGCCAUUAGUGAUUUUCUGCAACCAUAUACUUCCCAAGUUUACUACACAGUUUGUGAUCUACACAAUUAGCCCACCAUAAGAAGAGGUUUGUCCUAUCUUUUAAUGAAUAUCACUUUUGAUUAACUCCAAACUUACAGUCCACGAGUUAUGUAUGAUUUAUACUGUUUUUUUCCAUGGGAUGGGUGUAAGAUGUACAAAGACUCAAAGUUUUGAUAACAUGUUUACUGUGUGAAGUCUGAUUAACAAGUGCUGUUAUAGCUAUAACAUCAGUUUAUAAUAAACAAUACAUGCAAUAGAGUUUAUGAUUAAAGGGAAGUAAUGCAAUUUAACUCAUUGUCUAUCAUGAAUUAAAUUGAAGGAAGCAAUUUUAAUGGAUAAACCUUAACUGGCUAUAAAUCUGAUAUAGUAAUUAGCUUUUGCUGCUGAAUUAUUUAUGGGUACAUAAUUAAAAUACACUGUGGUCUCUUUAAUAGCUGUAUCUUUUCCAUUUGUAGACCUUGAGUACCUAAGGGAUAUUCCAUUUAAACAUUUAACCCCCCUAUGGGGAAGGCACUUUUAAACUAUACCUCCACUCCACUACAGUAGCAAAUUUGUUAAUAUAUACAAACAUACUUCUUACAAGAUAAUGUAAGAAAUGAACUUAAAAAUAUACAUUUACUAUAAAGAAAAUAAUGCAAAGGUAAAUGAGGGGAGUCGUGAAUAUUCAAUUGAAUAUUGCCAUUGGUUCUUUUUUUUCAAACAAUAUUGCCUUAAAAUCAUGGUGGCUGUGGUAUAUUCUAAAGCAUUCAGGCAUACACGAUGCCACUUGGUAGUCAGGACACAAGUAUGCAAUCUGUUUUCUCUUGCUUCCUUCCCGAUUUUCCGGUUUGACGUUGCAGGCGACACAGUCUUGGCAUGGCUUGGCAUGUUUAGCCCCUUGCUUCGCAGGGAUGAAUGCAGGGAAGUGCCUUGCUGUCAGUCUAGCAGGCUUUUCCCAAGAAUAGGUCUUUUCAGUUUGGCCACGUGGUCCACUGCCUUCGAUGAUGAGUGUUUCAACAACAGACUUAUGGAAACCCUCGUGGUUUUUCUUUGGUCUGUUUGUCGUGUACUUCUCGUACAACCUGUACGAAUUCACUAUACAAAUGUUCAUUAUGUGGAAGAACAGCUUCCUCCACCACUUCUUUGUUUUCCUGGCAAUGGUGCUAUAUUGCCCAAACUGAUCCAGAUGGUCUACACCUUCCAUGUACCGACAAUAGUCAAUGAUGCAGGUUGGCUUUUGGACAUGGAUGUCAGUGCCAUGCUUCCUUUUCCACACACUCAUGUUGGCAUCCUGUAUAGUUGUCAACAUGCUUACGUCAUGCUUGUUUUUGAAUUUCAACGCCAACAUAUUGUCAUUUGACCGAAAACCAAGCCCAGCUCCUACUACAGUAGUCAUCUGCUGCUUCUUACUGGAACUGUCUGCUGAAAAAUACAGGAAGAAUAAAGGUCAUUUUUCCAUCCCAAAUACAUCAGUUCAUAACUUUUCUGAGCAAAGCAAACUGCAGUCAUUGUUCUACUUAUUCAUUUCUUUAUAUUUACAAUUUCAUUUGAUAUCACCUCUCAAAAUAAUAAUCAAAGCUGAAAGUACAGGACUGAAUAUAAUCAGAUAAGGCGUUUUAAUUGACAAUCCAUAACAAAAUAAUUUUACUUGCCUUUUUCUUCUUUUCUUUAAUGGCAACAAUCUCAUUUCCUUCUGGGAACAUGCUGGCAUAUUUGAUCAAUGUCAUUUUGAACAGGAACAGAUGGUCGGAAGGGGAUAGCUUAUCCUGCUUCAGUUUGUUUAUCAACCAUCCAAAGUAUCCCGGUGUGUUUUCCAAAAGCCAGCGGUAUGUUUCUCCUCUGCAAAACAAAUAUUGACAAAAUCAUAUGGAGGAAAGAAGUGUGAAGAAAGAAAAUCUAGUGCCACAGCCACAAGUGAAAAUGUGAAAAAUCUGCACAAAUGUUUGAAACACAAAACAGAUGUAAAUAAUUUGGACAAAGUCGGUGAAAAGGAACAAUCUUUUAGCUUUCAUGGAACGGCAAGCUGGGCUAUUUGCAGCUUUUAAAGGUUUUGCUAAAAGUUAAAGGGAAACUUUUUAAGUCCAUUAAAAUAGUAACUGAUACGCGAGAUGAUCACUAUCCUUCAAAUGUAACAUUUGACUGUCAACUGUGGCCUUGAUAUCAAUAUUGAAGUCAUAACUUUUACUUCCUGGAAUUUGUCUUUUGAUCCAAAAGAAAAGUCAAGUAAAUAGAUUUAACUUGUACAAGGUUAAGUCUGUCUCCGUUAUUACAUUUACUACAUGAUACAAUGAUAUCAAUCCACCUAUUAACGAAAAGGAAAUAUCUGCAGAUAUACACUGGUACUUAUUUACCUGUGAUUCAACUAUAUUGACAUAUCUUACCUGAACGAACCCCACUGCAUACGUAGAAAGCCCAUCCAUUGUUUUGGCUGGUUAUCAUCCCCACCCGCCUCCCUGCAUUGACAACGAGCAGCAAUCUUUACCUCUUCAUAUUUUUCGGGUUUCGCCCACUCCCGCUUCUCUGACUUAACCAGCCUAGCUAAUCUAGUAUCUGUCAGAAUGACACUUCCCUUAGCAUCCCUCCGGAUAGUUGGGAACAUGAUAACACUAAAACCAAAUAUACAUAUAACGUUACUUCCAGUUGUAGUUUAUACCAUAUAUAUAUAUAAAUUGUUCAUGUUUGUUCUGUUUUAUCAACACUAGCUCAGAGUGAGGGCUUGUAAACUCAAGACUUCUGACCAUAGCAGUCUUCAUGCUUAACCAAAGCUCGGCAGCUAGGAUCUCAUACCAAAUAUUGAUUAUAUUGGAUAAUAUAUGUUUAUUUUUAAAUAGUAACCUUUAAAUCUUAAGAUUUCAAAUGACCUUAUUAAAUUGAUGAAGAUUUACAAACUACUUUAAAAUAUCCUACAUUAAUAUUAUAUGAUAUUCAUUAGUUUCAUACCUCUGUUGAAUGUUAUAUGAGCGUCUUUUCUAUCUUGCUGGGCUCGACAGAAGUGAUCUUAAAAACCUCACAAAUAUCCGAAAGGUAAACACGCAGGUCAUUACAUUAUAAUAAUUGUCUGUAGGGGUUUUGUCAUUAGGUCUAGUACCACAACUGUCAAACGGCACACUGAACCUUUUUGAACCAUUGUGCAUAUGAAGGCACACAUCACGCCAAUGUCUAACAAGGGAUGAGCGUUAUUGUCCCUCAUCCUUUCCUCAAGACCAUUCUUACAGCUCCUCGUUACUGCACAGGAAUCCAUUAGUAUUGAGACUAAAUUCUCCCAUGGAAUGUCAUUUGUUUCAAACAAGUUCUCAAUAGCAAGAAUAAACUCUCUGAAUCUACUUUCACCACUUCUAUAGAGGUUAAUUGUUCAAGAAUAACGUUCUCUUCAUCAUAGUCAUAAUAGUUACAAGAUAUUGUAAGGACAUGCUGGUUGUUGUUAGCGGUGGCCUCAUCCAAGUUAAGUGAGAAAGGAGUCUUCUUAAGUUUAUCGACAAUCCUUCUUGAGACAAAAUUGUCCCAUGGAAUUUCAUUUGUUUCGAACAAGUUCUCUAUAGCUAGAUUCAAACUUUCUUAAUCAACUUUCACCACUUCUAUAGAGGUUAACUGUUCAAGAAUAAUCUUGUCUUCAUCGUGGUCAAGAUAAUUACAUAAGAUUGUAAAAAUCAUGUUUGUUGUUAGCUGUGGCCUCAUCCAAGUUUAUUGAAAAAGAAGUUUUCAUUAGUUUUUCCACAGUUCUUUCAUCAUCGUUUCAAUGGACCAAUUCAUAAACCAACUUGUAGGAGGCAGGUGUCUGAUCUAUGUCAAGUGUCUGUAACACAUUUGGAUCAUUAUCUAGUUCUUUCACCAAAUUGAUCAGGACUGAUGCCAUUGAUAAUGAGUUUUUUCUAUGCUUUAACUCCAAUAAUCAUUGUCUACAAAAAAAUAAUGAAAUAAAUUUAAGUAACAGAAAAAGCUGAAAUAUGCAAACAUUAUACAAUAAAAUUUCAUGAAAAAAAAACCUGAGGGUGAAUGCGAAAAGGAUCUAAGUGCCAUUAGAUAAAGAGGAUAGAUCCUUUUCGCUUUCACCCCUCGCCCUGGAAAGUUUCAUCAACAGGAUUUUGCCAGAUUGUGUAUAUAAUAAUGCCAAAUAUAUAAAAUAAAAUGCUAAAUCUGUUAUCAAAAAUUGGAAAUUGCUCUGCCAAAGAAUAAGGGGAUAGGAAAGUAUUUCUUUCGCCCGCCAGGAGGUGAAUAUCACCAAAGUAAUAAAAACCUAUCUAUAUAUAUAUUUUUGUGAGCAUGUCAUUAAGAAUAUAGAGACUAAAUCAAACUUCAUAAAUUUCCUCUGCACAUUUGCAAUUCUGUCUUCAAGUGAUAUUACACGAGCUGGCGUUUCAGAUUCUCUAGGUUACAUGACACUUUCUUGAACAUUCGAUGGAUGCCAUAGUUGCUAUUUAUAUCCAUUAUUUCCCAGUGAAAGAUGUUGGCAAUUUUUCAUUUGUUUUUAUUGUCUUUACUGGUUUCGUGUAAUCAACAGAUGAACAGUAUUCAGCAAGUGCAAUUUCAACCUGUGAUCCGUAUGGUAAGUGAUGAAGGGAUCACAAACCACAUACUCAGCUGUUCGGUCCAUUUCCAACUUGCAGUCGCAAGAUGACAUAUAUUGCUCCCAUUCACCAAUGUUUCUAGCCAAUCUUACUUUGAAUUUAUUUCUACUUUUAGAAUCAGCCUUUCUGCAGUAAUGACUGAUGGGCAGCCCAUGCAUUUUGAAGUGGCACUGGAGGUGGUACAUUUUCACAUAUGAUAUUUGGUUUUGCUGCAUUUUUUAAUUAACAGGACUAGCUGUAAACGCUGGUAACAUUUGGUCACACUGUGAGGUCGUCUCAUUUCUUCCAUUUCCAUUUACUAACUCCGAAAUAAUGACAAACAACCACAUUCAAUUACUAAUUUGUAUUUAGCGCUCGGGCAACCGACUGAUAUGUACAUGUAACAAACAUAUUUAUCAUAUAUAUUUCAUAUUAACACUGUAUGUAUUUUAUAAUACUUUAACAUGAAAACACAUCAUAUCAUUUACUUUCUAUACCUUCGUUUUCUCGUGUUCAUCGGCUGCCCAAAGCUGAAUGAGCCUAAACUGAGACUUGCAUGAAAACCACGUGCAUCUAUCUAACUUGAGACACCUGACAGAGAUAUUCAUGGAUACAAAGGGAAAUCAAUUUUCUACUAAUUCAUUGCAUUCAAACUUAGAAAAUUACAUUAUCCUGGGGUGAGGGUAUUGCCAACAAUGUUUUCAGUGUGGCUCACUACAUCAAACUAAUGAUGUAUAUAUCUAGCACCAAUCGUCCCGUCUGUAAAGCCGCAGUUUCAGGAGCUGCCUAUGUAGAUUGAAGUCCUAUAUUUCCAGCCAUUUCUGCUUUUUUUUAUUUUUGGCAUUAAUUGUUUUGCCACUUCUUUUUUCAUUUUUGGUAUGAUUGUUUUUUGGAUUGAGCUGAUCAUCUUGGAUUUCACUGGCACUCAGUCUCCCUGUUUUGACCUUACUCUCUUUAAUCCUGACUUGAUACCGCGCUUAACAUUAAAGAAUUAAAGCAUCCUGUAGGCCAUUGGAGGGAGAAUUCCCUUUCAGAACCACAUUGUAUGCUUGUGUCACAUAUGGAAGCAGAGUGUUCUUUAUCUUCUGAAAUGCAAAAUUAACCAUAUUUAUGAAUUAAAUCAAUUGAUCAAUAAUGAUCAAAUUUGAGAAUUUGCUAAUGUAAAUGACUGGAUGGAAUUUGUGCUUUCAUCUUAAAUUGUUUCGGUGGAUUAACAAAAUAAUGGAAAAUCCUAAAAAAAUCCAUAGUUUUGGGCAACUUGACCCUUACUAAGCUAACCACCCUUUGGGCAACCCCACCUUACUAAGCUACAAAUAUUAAAACAUGUCUGAGAAACCAGUAACUCUAUAGUGUCAUAUGACUGGUCAGGUGACAGAUACAGAUAUCAUACACAUGUAGCAGUAAACAAUAAUCAAAGCGCAGAAUGCGCAGAAAGACUAUAUGCGGCAAGGACUCAAGCGUUUGUAUCUAGGGCAACACAGACCUAAACUGGCUGAUUGUUUUGUGCAGGGGUGAAGAAGAAGGACAAGUAGGAACUCAUUAACAAAAAUUUAUUUCAAAAAUGAAGCAGAUAACAUAGGUGAAACGUGAUAGGAAUUUAAGAUGUAUGCUUCUUUGUUGAAUGUGUUUGUAGUGUAAAGGUAAGUGUUCGAAGAUGUGAAUAUGGAACGGGAACAUAUUAAUUUACAUGAAGCUGAUAAGAUACAAAUGAACACAGCAUAUUGAAACAGGACAUAUUGUCUUGGACCUUUUUCUCUUUUAUCCUGACUUGAUACCGCGCUUAAUAUUAAAGGAAUAAAGUUCUUCGGGAGCAUCCUGUAGGCCAUUUGACAGAGAAUUCCCUUCAGAACCGCAUUGUAUGCUUGUGUCGCAUAUGAAAGCUAGAAUGUUCUCAUCUUCUCAAAAUUAACGACACAUUUAUCAAUUGAUUGAACUGAUCAAAUAUUAUCAAAUUUGAGAAAGUUCCAUAACUGCUAAUGACUGGAUUGCAAUGUGUACUUUCAUCCUAAAUGAAAACUGUUUUGGAGGUUUGACAUAUAUGACAAAUUAAUGGAAAAUGCUAAAAAAGGGGUUCUUCAGUUCAUGUUAUAGUAUGGUCAAACGUAUAAUUCAGGCUUUCAAGCGGGCCCUUCUUUUCCUACUUUUCCCUACUUUUUUGUUAGGCUGCUACUUUUCCCCACUUUUUCUUGAAAAAGCCCUACUAUCCCUACUUUUUUGUAAAAAAAAUUUUCGAGAAAUAAUGGAAAAGUUUAAACUAAAUGCAUUAUUUGAAAUUAUCUAAAUUUUGAUUUUAAUAAGAAGACAUUUCUAGUAUUUUGUAGGAUUAGCUUGAUGCAGUAGGUCUCCAGUGCUGCAAGAGGUGUUCAUGAUGAGAAAGAGUGGUGCAUGUUGGCAAGUCAAAGACACCCAUUUCAGGUUCAUCUUCUCAUCCUGUGGCUAAAUACCUCUUGAAGCACUGAUUUCUAAGCAAAGAUAAAUACAUGUACAUUACAGUUGAUGAAUAGGUUUAGUAGUCAUUUAUUUGCAUCCGAAAAGGAAAGUAAAGAGCCCUACUAUCCCUACUUUUUGCUCUUAAAUCACUAUUUUACCCUACUUUUUCCAAAAAAUCCUCCUACUUUUAUCCCUACUUUUUUGUUAAUGGUCACUUGAAAGCCUGUAUAAACAUAAGAUAUAUUUAAAUACAACACAAGACAAAUUGUCAAAAGACAUAAUACAGGGAACUAUACAAUAGCCACGCCUGUGUAAUGGAACAAAAUAGAAAGAAAUAAUGUCAAACUUUGCAGUUUGAUGUCCAAGUUUUUAAAAGAAUGGUUAAAGGAAAAUAGAAAGUUAGUCUGGUGCGGUGAUGAUAUAAAUAUCGACCAAUGAAGUUGUAAGUUAAAUAUAUAAAACCAGUUUAAAACAUCACCCGAUACAAAACAUUGUACAUUCAUGAAGAUUACAUGGACUUAACGAAUGACAAUUACAUGGACAGCACAAGUGACAUAACAAAACGGACUGCUGGGGUGAAGUUGACCUGUCUACAUCUAAAAGUAGCAUUAAAUGAAUUAUAUUGAAAACUAAUAAAAACAUGAUUUAAGUUCAUUUUAAUUGACAAAUUAAAGAUUGAAUUACAUUUAUUCUUUUUGAUUGUCUUUGCAGCUAGCCUUAUCAGUACACAAAAUAUUUUAAUAUGUCUAUCAAAAGGUCCGUACCUAAAAUCCUCUUUCUCAAUUUCAGAGCAGUAUUUUUACGCCUUCAGGACAUAUUUCAAAGUAAGAUACUCUAUGUUCCAACCUGUGUGCUGGUAUAUUUACUGUAAAUUAUAUUUCCCAUCACAUUGAAUGUUUAUUCCCUUACUUGGCCAUGGAAUUUGGUCAGUGCAGCAGAGUAGCCUUCCCAUUGGAUAACAAUUUAGUUCAAUAUUAACUUUGUAUUUCUUUUAUUGGUUUAAUAGCAGAUGUUAAAAGUAUGUCUUUUUUUAACAUAUACUCCUUGUAUUUUUGCAGCAAAUCAAUGCAUUCAAUCACUCUACAUGCUAAUAAAAAAGAACAACUGCAAAAUAUUACACUUGUUUUGUUUGUCUUAUUUAUUAAUGAAACAUUUUAAAAACAUUACCAUGUAAAAACAUUCAUUUUGCAAAAUAUUAAACAUACACUACUUGACAACUGUACAAUAUCAGUUAGUACAAUGUGGUCCAUGUUAUACAAUAACUCCAGUAUCUCUCUCAUAUGAACAAAAUGUGUUUAACAAAAACAGCAAGUUAAAAAGCAGCACUGAUUUGCUAGACAACUAGGGAUUGAAUCUGAAUACUAUAAAAAAAUAUUA